AUGGUUUGGGGGUUUUAUGCCAACUUGAGGUUCACUGCUGGUAAUCACAUCCUUGUAAGAGGUAAGCAAGUUCAAUUUUCAAGAGAUAGGAUUAAUGUUUCUUAUGGGCUGAGGAAUGUAUUUCAUGAUGAAUAUGCUGCAUUGAUGAUUGAUUCAUCACUGGAUGAAGUGAUUGCCUAUAUGACUGAUGAAAGAGGAGAAUGGAGGAUUAAAAAUGAUAAGAAAGCCCCCCCCCCAGCCACUUGGUACGGCAGCCCCGACGGCGAUGGCAGCGACGGUGGUGCGUGCGGAUACGGAUCUCUGGUGGACGUACGACCUCUGCAGUCGCGGGUGGGUGCUGUGAGUCCGGUGCUGUUUAAGGAUGGGGAAGGGUGCGGUGCGUGCUACAAAGUGCGGUGUGCGGAUCACUCCAUCUGCUCGCGGCGCGCCGUCACCAUCAUCGUCACCGACGAGUGCCCCGGCGGCUACUGUGCCUUUGGCCGCACCCACUUUGACCUCAGUGGAGCCGCCUUCAGCCGCAUGGCCAUCGCCGGACAGGGCCCCGAGCUCCGCAACCGCGGCGAGAUUUCCGUCCUCUAUCGCCGUACUUCAUGCAAGUAUCGUGGGAAGAACAUAGCCUUUCACGUGAAUGAGGGUUCCACAAACUACUGGCUGUCACUUCUUGUAGAGUUUGAAGAUGGAGAUGGAGAUAUCGGUUCAAUGCAAAUAAAAACAUCAAGUUCCACUGAUUGGAAUGAGAUGAAGCAUGUGUGGGGAGCAAGUUGGUGCAUAAUCGGUGGGCCGCUGGUGGGUCCUUUCUCUGUAAAGCUGACCACUCUCACCACACAGAGGACACUAUCGGCAAGAGAUGUGAUUCCAAGGAAUUGGUCUCCCAAAGCAACAUACACUUCAAGCCUCAAUUUCUUUUAACAGCUUGAAUGAUGAGGAAGGCCAUCCAAUCUCCAAAAGAAUAGAAAGCAGUCGUUAGGUGGUGAUUUAGUCCUUUCUAUUGAGUAAAUGAACUACCUUUUGCAUAACGUUAAAAGAGUGGCGGUUACCCGGCGGCUAUAAUUUUAAUAACAAAAUGCUAUACUUCUCAAAAUUGCUACAUCAGCUGCCUUUUGGAAGCUAUGUUUGUAAAUGGCUUCUCAGAUUUAGCAUCCAACUUCUCAUUUUUUCACUACACUCAAAAAUAAGAUAUUUCACUCAUUGCUUUCUACUUUUAAGGUACUUUACCCUUAGAUUUUAUUCAGGGUGGAGUAUCUUAUGCCUGAGUGAAAUGAAUGUCUUAUUCCCGAGCAAGUAGAAGACGAAAAGUUGAAUGUGAACAAGACGAGUCAGGUACAAGUGUAUAUCCUCUUUGGCAUUGAUGUGGUGUCAAUUUGGGAAAUGUGGCAUUAACCAAUCUUAAUUUUUAUCCAUCUUUAUUUUUAGAAGUGUAAGAGUAAAUGUUGUAGUGGUACUGCAGCCUUCUCCUAAGGAGAGAGAGCUAGGUUAGUGCCACUAUGGCCUUUGGGUGCCUCAUUUUGGAUGGUAAAUCCGCCAUUCUUCGGUUGAGAAACCUGCUGUUAUGCAUUAAUUAGACAGUUUAUUUGAAGAUUUCUUAUGCUGGUUGGUGGAGCAUUGUAGCAGAACUUUAUUAGUUAUAGUUGUCUUUUUUUACUGUCCAC
This is a messenger RNA of Phalaenopsis equestris, 1649 nucleotides long. RefSeq names its product expansin-B16-like. Gene Ontology annotation, biological process: sexual reproduction. Gene Ontology annotation, cellular component: extracellular region; plasmodesma. Bases 1 to 909 code for a protein of 302 amino acids. NCBI's taxonomy places the organism in Eukaryota, Viridiplantae, Streptophyta, Magnoliopsida, Asparagales, Orchidaceae. The transcript has 5 exons. The record is from RefSeq and is a predicted model, not a curated record.